Periophthalmus magnuspinnatus is the source of this 4986-nucleotide messenger RNA. RefSeq names its product inter-alpha-trypsin inhibitor heavy chain H3-like. The record is from RefSeq and is a predicted model, not a curated record. Gene Ontology annotation, molecular function: serine-type endopeptidase inhibitor activity. Lineage: Eukaryota; Metazoa; Chordata; Actinopteri; Gobiiformes; Gobiidae. Bases 46 to 2802 code for a protein of 918 amino acids. The transcript has 23 exons. Gene Ontology annotation, biological process: hyaluronan metabolic process.
AUUUAGUGAUGUCCCAGUGCAUGAGUGUUCAGUGGAGAUUGGGUCAUGUCUGGUCUUUUGGGUGUCCAGUGUGUGCUGCUGCUCUGGGGCUGCCUUAUGCUGCCCAGGCUGUCCCAUGAAGCUGUGCUGGUUUCUCUGGAGGAAGCAGCUAACACAGAGCUUGCAAAUGGAGCCCCAAGAUCAUUGCAGAAAAGAAGCACUGACAACAAUAUGGUGGAGGUGUACAGCGUGACGGUGGACUGUGCGGUUACCUCACGUUUCGCUCACACCGUCAUGACAUCCAAGGCCAUGAACAAGGCCAACAGCUCACAGGAAAUCUUCUUUCAGGUGGAGCUCCCCAAGACUGCAUUCAUCACCAAUUUCAGCAUGGAAAUUGAUGGCCGGGUGUAUGUAGGUGUGGUGAAGGAGAAGGAAAAAGCAAAGAAAGAGUACGAGACUGCUGUCAAAGCAGGACAAACCGCUGCACUGGUGAAGGCUUCAGGAAGAAAGAUGGAGAAGUUUUCUGUGUCUGUUAACAUUGCUGCCUUAACUAAUGUAACAUUCACGCUGACACAUGAAGAACUACUACAGAGAAAACGGGGCCAGUAUGAGAUUCUGACCCGAGUUCAGCCCAAACAGCGCGUUCAAGAGUUUAAGAUUGUUACAAACAUCUAUGAACCCCAGGGAAUUUCACAAGUUGAUGUCCACUCCACUUUCCUAUCCAAUGAGCUGCUUCCCCUAGUGGAGAAAACUGUAACAGACACAAAAGCACACAUCUCCUUUUCACCAACACUGGAGCAGCAGAGGAGUUGUCCAGACUGUGAAGGGACUUUGAUUAAUGGAGAUUUUAUUGUAAAAUAUGACGUGAAGAGAGAAAAGGACCUUGGAGAUAUACAGAUUAUCAAUGGAUACUUUGUGCAUUACUUUGCUCCCUCUAAAUUACGCCCUGUCCCAAUGAAUGUGGUGUUUGUCAUUGACACGAGCGGUUCCAUGUAUGGCAGAAAGAUUGCACAGACAAGAGACGCAAUGUUAGAAAUCCUCCAAGACCUGCAGGAACAGGAUCACUUUGGUAUUAUCACAUUUGAUCAUCGGAUCAUGCCCUGGCAACCAACAAUGCAACAAGCAACCAACCAAACUGUGGAAGAAGCAAAGAGGUUCAUCAGGGCAUUACGUGACAAUGGAGGGACAGAUAUUAAUGAUGCCGUGUUGAAAGCUGUUGAGAUGAUUCAUACAGCAAGGAGAUCUGAAAAACUUCCCCAAAGAAGUGCUGAUACAAUUAUCCUACUGACCGAUGGCAUGCCCAAUUCAGGGGAAAGUGACACUGCCAUUAUCCAAAAAAAUGUUGAAAAAGCUAACAACAGAAAUAUGUCUCUGUACUGUCUCGGCUUUGGGAAUGAUGUACAGUACUCUUUCCUUGAUGUGAUGGCCCAAGAGAACAAGGGAUUUGCCCGCAGAAUUUUUGAGGAUUCCGACGCAGCUAUACAACUACAAGAUUUCUACGAAGAAGUGUCCAGUCCUCUGCUGUUAGAGGUUGAUUUGAAAUAUCCUGUCAACACUGUGGACUUCUUGACCACAAACCACUUCAACCAUUUGUUCAACGGUGCGGAGAUCAUAGUGGCCGGUCGACUGAUGGACGCUAGCAUUGAUAACUUUCCUGUGGAAGUUUUUGGAGUUGGGAAUGAAGACUAUCAGGUGCAGGGCCAGGCCAGUGUUCUUGACUGGGGUGUGAUGUAUCCAGAUGAGGAGUACAUCUUUGGUGACUUUACUGAACGCCUGUGGGCAUACCUCACCAUUCAACAGCUUCUAGACAAGAGCAAGACUGACAGUGGUCUAGAAAAGGAGAACAGUAAAGCCAAAGCACUGGAGAUGUCCCUGAAAUAUAAUUUUGUGACCCCUCUCACAUCCAUGGUUGUAACCAAACCAGAAUCUGAUGAUCCACCAUUAGUGGCUGAUAAGUUGACGGAGGAACAGCGUCAAAUGGCAGAGAGAAUGAUACCGAAACAUACAAGCUAUCCAACCCAUACAAGCUAUGUGCCUCACAGAUACACACAUCCUACUUAUCUUGCAUUUCCAAAUCCUGUAGUGGAUGGGGACCCUCACUUCCUGAUCGAGCUGCCAGAUAGAGAAGACGCUUUAUGUUUCAACAUUAACAACAAACCUGGGACUAUCUUUACUUUAGUCAAAGACCAAGAAUCUGGUAUUCUCGUAAAUGGACAGAUAAUUGGAGAUAAGGCAAUCCCCCCUGGUGGUCAAAUCAACACAUAUUUUAGUCGCUUUGGAAUUGUCCAUAAAGCAUUGGGAGUAAAACUGGAGGUGAGCACUCAGGACAUCUCUGUGUUCCAGGACAGCAAAUGGGUCUCUCUUCUGUGGUCUGGUACAGCAUCCCUUAAGGGACCCAAUCUGGAUUUACUGUUGACCAAAGACCGCAGCUUGACAGUGACUUUAAAAGACUCUGUGAAGUUUGUGAUCUUAUUACAUAAAGUGUGGGAGAAGCACCCAUACAACAGAGACUACCUGGGCUUCUACACUCUAGACAGCCAUCUUUUGUCCCCUAAUGUCCAUGGUCUUCUAGGUCAGUUUUAUCAUAGCAUUGAGUUUGAAGUGUCCGACAUGCGUCCAGGAGAAUCCCCAGAGAAACCAGAUGCCACUAUGUUUGUAAAAGGACACCAGCUCAAUGUGACCAGAGGUUGGCAGAGAGAUUUCAGGAAUAAUAUAAAGAAUGGAGUGAAGAUCCCCUGCUGGUUCAUCCACAACAACGCCACAGGCCUCAUUGAUGGAGAAGCAAAUGAUUACAUUGUGUCAGGUCUUUUCAAGACUUUUUAAAUGCAGUUUAAAAGCAAUUCAGAUCACCAGUAAUUACACAUCAAGACAGACAGUGUUAUCUUCUAAAUGGCAUUAAAGGCACAUGAAACCUUUUGGGAACAUAGGGCUAAGUAACAAAUAACAUGAAACACUAACUGGAGAGGCCUGCAUAUGCCUCAGGAAUAGGAUUUUAUGUCAUUGUAGUAUAGAAAAUGAAAACUAAAGCUAAAUGCAUCUGCUAAAAAGCUGUCUAAAUUGAUUAUUAAUGUUAUUUGUUAAGUUUUUGUUAAGUUUUUCAAUAUUUUCAUGUAGAAAAUAGACUUGACAGUCUAAAAAUGACUGAUGUUUGAGCAGCAGAAACCCGGAGCUUACUUAAUACAAAUCGGUGAUGUUUCAACGUAACACUAUUACGUGGGCUUUAAAACGAAGAACUACGGUAUCAGGGGAGGAGAUAUAGGCAAUGCGACUGAUUUGGCACGACAUUACCCACCCGUAGUAGUAGCAGUAAUAUCUUCUUACCAUUGAGGAUGCGGCUUUGCCAUUUAUGCACGAGCAAUAAAGCAUGGUCCGCCAAGAUAAUGUCAACAAGCUUAAAGAGUAUUCUGUUGUCAUUUUAUUUUACAUAUGAACUUAAUAUGCCAGCGUAACAGAAUCAAAAUGCACUUAUUACUAUGUAUCUUUUUUUUUAUCAUGUGAAUUUUAUCAUUUUGACGUUUUAUUUUGAAAAAAACGGAAGUUCACAUUGCUCCCGUGUAUUUUAUUUUGGUAGCUUCACUUCCCCUCAGUAUCAUGUUGGAGAGUGUAGUAGAGGGUAAAUUCUGUUUCGGUUGGAAAUAAUAUAUUUUAUGAAAAUGAUUUACUGUUAGCAUAAAUACAAGAACAUAUGUUGAUAAGACUAUGCUUUCACAUGUAAUGAAUGUAUUUUGGAGCGCUAAUUCUAAAUUUUGUAAGUUUAAUUUGGACUGUAAAAUGUUUCAGUUAGCUUCAUAAUCUUACAUGUUCCUGAAUGCCGUGAAAAUGAGCAGCCACGUCACGUGCUGUUCUCAGUGUUACAAGGAGCCAGUGUGCCUCAUGUGUGAAGUCAUAUUUAAGGAGUAUAUGUUUGUCACGUAUGUUCGAUGUUAUUUUUAUAAAUGUUAAACAUAGUAAAUGGUUCAUUUGUCUCCAAUUAAUUACGCUACUACCACCAAUUUAACUGUAAAAUCAUUUUAUUGUUCAGAUAUGAUUUAUAUAAUUGUGAGUAAACGUAAUUUGUAAAUCCUGCGUAAUAGCAUGGUAAUAACAUGGCCAGUAUGUAAGGGUAAGCUCCCGCCCUCUCAGUAGCAUUUUGGAGAUUCCAGAGGGAGUAAAGCUGAGUGACUCCACCCUGUGUCCUGUGUUUCGCAUACGUCCUGACGAAAGGUUUGCAGCCGUUACACCAGAUAGCCAGUAAUACAUGUACUAUUUAUUUAGUAAUCAACAGUUCCUCCAACAUUGAGUCUUCGAUAGUAUAAAAAUAUGUUAAUGUUAUGCUAAUGCAAAUACUCUUGAAUUCCUUUCAUUGCAUUAAAGCCCUGCGUGAGAGAUACGACUAAUGUUCAGGGUUACAACAUUGACUAACAUCUAGAGGUGACAAAAUGAAUUACAGGCAAAUCUAUUCAAUAUUUCUUAAUGAGUUGUAUAUAUUUUAAAGAAUAAUUUUGAAAUCUCUCUGGAAGCAAAGUAAUCGUUUUUCUUAAAAUAGCACCGUAGUUGUCAAAAUUUGAGAUAUGCACGUGUUGUUGACCUAAUGUCGUGAUCCCUGUUUGUUGUCAUCCUGUGCUGUGCUCCCUCCUCCCUCACCUGCCUGUCUCCGGAGCUGGGCGGAGUCCUGGCUCUUCCUUCGCGCACCUGCAGCCCAUCUACGCAAUCAACAUCACCUGCUGUGGAUAAAAGGAGUCAGGACCAGACACUCGGCGCUGGAAUGUGUUACACACCUCCGCCUGAGAACCCGCUCCGGAACCCCUGCACCUGCACAUCUACCCUGGUAUGAUCCCACGUUGUCCUCAUCUUGCACUCGUGUAUCUCCCUGGUCACGGACCCGCACCCACGCUCCCCAGCACCUCUGGAUCUAUGAACUGUGACUAACCUGUUGCACCAUUCUGUGAAGCAUCCUCGUUCCCCGGCCUUGUGGAUUAAUGAACUUUGAUUUCUAUUUGCACAUUUCUGUGAAUAAAACUCUGUUAA